Molecule: messenger RNA, 804 nt
Organism: Heteronotia binoei (common prickly gecko)
Lineage: Eukaryota; Metazoa; Chordata; Lepidosauria; Squamata; Gekkonidae
Product: homeobox protein MIXL1-like
Exons: 3
Coding region: 1-804 (267 amino acids)
Biological process (GO): regulation of DNA-templated transcription
Molecular function (GO): DNA-binding transcription factor activity, RNA polymerase II-specific; DNA binding
Source: RefSeq, a predicted model, not a curated record
AUGGGGGCUGCUGCGGAACUGGCGGCCGCCCCGGGGGGUGGGCGGGGACGGCCAGAGCUUGCCGCCUCUCUCGGCCUCCUCCUCGCCCCCCGGCAGCCCCGCCUCCAGGGGGCGCGGUUGCUCCCCAGGCAGAGGAUAUGGGGGGGGGGGGGAGACCAGCGGCGCCAGGACGCCCAGCCAGCAGCCACAGUCGCCAUGCUCAGCCUGCAGGUCCGCGAAAGCCCCUCGACGGCGGGGGGACCUCCGCCCGCGCAGAGCUUCGCCAGCCCAGUCGCCGAGGGGCUCCUGGCCGCCGCCUACCCUUCCUGGCCCGGGGCCCCCCCGCCGGACGCCUCCGCUUCGGGCCGCCGCAGGAGGACCCACUUCACGCCUUGGCAGCUGGCGCAGCUGGAGGCGGCCUUCCGCCGGGACCCCUACCCAGGCAUCGAGGCCCGCGAGCACCUGGCCGCCCAGAACGGCUUACCCGAAGCCCGGAUCCAGGUUUGGUUCCAAAAUCGACGGGCCAAGACUCGGCGCCAGGGGGGGGUCCUCCCGAAGCAGGCCGGGCCUCCUCCCGCCUCCAGCCUCGCCCCGCCCGCGGAGUCGCCUCCUGCACUGCUGCCGCCCGCCCGCUGGGCCCCCGCCGGCCAGGGCCACCCCCGCCCCCGCCCCCACCCCCCAGCCGGGGCCCAGGACGAGGCUUCCCGCCAGCGCCGCUACCUGCUGCCGCCGGACUUAGAUAAAGUGCCGAACUCUUUAAGACCGUCAAUUGGCUGGAAUGAAAAUGCCUCCUUCCGGCAGAAACACAGUCAGAUCGAAUGGUAG